AGUUAAAAGUUAUUAAAAUUGUCAUAAAUUUAUUUUUUAAAAAAUACAUCAAUAAUUGUCAUAGAAAAAAAAUUUUUUCUGAUGAAAAUGACUGAUACUGGCGUAACGAUGGCUGCUGCAGAGUCAAGACCAACUAAAAAACCAACGAAAGUCAAAAAAGUAAGAUCUAAACCAACACAUCCGCGAACUGCGGAUAUGGUGAACGCGGCUAUAAAAUCACUGAAGGAACGCAGCGGAUCUUCAUUGCAAGCAAUAAAAAAAUACGUCACUGCGACCUACAAAGUUGACGCUGAAAAACAGGCGCCUUUUAUCAAAAAGUACAUCAAGGCUGCAGUAGAAUCUGGUGGACUUGUCCAAACCAAAGGUAAAGGUGCUGCAGGUUCAUUCAAAUUAUCUGUUCGCGGUGAGACGACCAAACGUGCGAAGGCUAAAACUCCCAGCAAGGCAUCUCCCAAAGCUGUCAAAAGUCCUAAGAGAACUCCUGUCAAGAAGCCGGUGAAGAAAGUCGUUAAGAGGACGGAAAUCAAAAAAGCAACCACGAAACCUGCGGAGAAAAAGAAGGCGGUGAGAAGUCCAGCUGCCAAACUUCCCAAGGUCAGAUCUGCGGUCAAAGUCAAGCCUGCCACGAAAGUUGUCAAGAAGGUGCAAAAAAAAGCUCCAGCUAAAGCGAAAGUCGUGAAGAAGGUGAAGAAAGUUAUGAAAAAAAAGUGAACUUUGUAGAUAUUUAAGUUAUUUUUUAUUUUAUUCAAAUUUAUCUGAAAUCUGUUUAUGUUUUGGCUUUUGGAGUCUUGAUGGAUCUCAGAGAUUAGUCUCUAAUUUUUUUUUUUUUUUUUUUU
This is a messenger RNA of Microplitis demolitor, 836 nucleotides long. RefSeq names its product histone H1. Gene Ontology annotation, molecular function: double-stranded DNA binding; structural constituent of chromatin; nucleosomal DNA binding. Lineage: Eukaryota; Metazoa; Arthropoda; Insecta; Hymenoptera; Braconidae. Gene Ontology annotation, cellular component: nucleus; nucleosome. Gene Ontology annotation, biological process: nucleosome assembly; negative regulation of DNA recombination; chromosome condensation. The coding region runs from base 82 to 711 and encodes 209 amino acids. The record is from RefSeq and is a predicted model, not a curated record. The transcript has a single exon.